AUGACUCUUCCAAUAAUGAUCAACUCAUCAGUACUUCACAACAACCUGACACAAGAGUCCUUCACAAACAGUAAAGUGACUGUGUACACAAUGUGGAUCAUUACAGCCUUGAUAAUAGUGGGGUUCUGCUUCUUCUUCUACUAUGUCACAGUGAUGCUGAACGUCUUCUUCCUAACACCAGAGCUCCAGCAGACUGCUCGCUACGUUCUGUUUGUUUGUAUGCUCAUUAAUGACACAAGCUAUUUAAUUGUGACAUUUUUCAUGAUGUUUGCAUCAUUAUAUUUAUUAUAUGUCCCUGUGCCACUUUGCUACAUUUUGUACACUGUUUCUGCAAUGACAUUUAGAGUAACUCCAUACAACCUGGCAGCCAUGGCUGUAGAGCAAUAUGUCGCCAUUUGCUACCCACUGCGACAUGCCCAGCUGUGCACCCCACAAAGAGCCAAAGCUGCUUUCACCAUUAUAUGUUUGGUGCUGAUGAUCCCGUAUGUUGCUGAGUUAUGCGUCAUGUUCUCAUCAUUUACAAAUAUAUUCCAUCUCUAUAUUGUAUGUGGACUGCGAAGUCUGAUAGUGAAUAACUUUCAAAAUAUUAUUAGAUCCAUUGAUCUCAUAUUGUGUUUCAGCUCUGUGGGACUUGUCAUCAUAUUUACAUAUGUGAAGAUUAUGCUGGUUGCCCUAAAAGCAAGUUCUCAGUCAUCUUCUGCUUCCAAAGCCGGGAAGACAGUUCUGGUCCACACCUUCCAGUUUCUCCUAUGCCUGGGGUCCUUAGUGAAUACGCUUACACAGGCAUUUUCUCUCCAAGCAGCAGCGCCGAUACACGUGACAAACUUUUUUAUUUUUACCUAUGUGCCGCGAUUUCUCAGUCCUUUAAUCUAUGGAAUCCGGGAUGAUGUGUUGAGAAAACAUUUUAAAAAAAUUGUACUAAAUUUAAUCUCCACCAGGGAAAGACUUGAUACUGGCAGUAACAUAAAAACCUGGCGGGUGAGCGCCAAAAGACGCUGCUAA
Messenger RNA from Pseudophryne corroboree (corroboree frog), 1002 nucleotides. RefSeq names its product odorant receptor 131-2-like. Gene Ontology annotation, biological process: detection of chemical stimulus involved in sensory perception of smell; G protein-coupled receptor signaling pathway. The record is from RefSeq and is a predicted model, not a curated record. Lineage: Eukaryota; Metazoa; Chordata; Amphibia; Anura; Myobatrachidae. Gene Ontology annotation, cellular component: membrane. The coding region runs from base 1 to 1002 and encodes 333 amino acids. The transcript has a single exon. Gene Ontology annotation, molecular function: G protein-coupled receptor activity; olfactory receptor activity; odorant binding.